Messenger RNA from Solanum lycopersicum (tomato), 1308 nucleotides. RefSeq names its product AT-hook motif nuclear-localized protein 10. The record is from RefSeq and is a predicted model, not a curated record. Gene Ontology annotation, molecular function: minor groove of adenine-thymine-rich DNA binding. Lineage: Eukaryota; Viridiplantae; Streptophyta; Magnoliopsida; Solanales; Solanaceae.
AUUAUUUUUUCUCAGGAUUACCCAACUGGUGAAAACAAAGUGGUUUUUUUAAUAAAAGUGAACACAGUGAUGUCUUUUGUUGAUUCCAAUGGAGUUCACUCAUCAAUGCAGAACUUGGUAUCAUCAGAUGCUGCUCCGACCCCCUACUACCCUAUCAUGCCGUCGAUGCCAUCUCCACCUCCGGCGGCGGAGAUUUAUCAAGUUCCCACCCCUGGCUUUACCGUUCCUCUUCCCGAUCUAUCAGGGGUAGCACUCCCUAAUUCAAUUGAACCGGUUAAGAGGAAGCGGGGAAGGCCUAGGAAGUAUGCUCCAGAUGGUUCUGCCAACUCCGGGAUGGUCUCUCCUCCAUCGGCGGCGCAGUCUGCCGGUGGAUUUUCGCCUACGGAGGGAGGAGAUGUACCGUUGCGGAAAAAGGGUAGGGGCAGACCUCCUGGUUCUGGGAGGAAACAACAAUUGGGUGAUUUAGGAUCUGCAAGUGCUGGGACUGGAUUCAAACCACAUAUUAUCACAGUACAAGCAGGGGAGGAUGUAUGGGCAAAACUAAUGUCAUUCUCUCAAAGUACCUCUCAAGCUGUCUGCAUCAUGUCAGCUAAUGGCUCCAUAUCUAAUGUGACACUUCAGCAAGCAGCACUGUCUGUUGGAAAUGUAGCAUAUGAGGGUCAGUUUGAGAUCCUGUCUCUGUCUGGUCACUUUCUACCAUCAGAAUCUGGUGGCGAGCGCAUCAGGACAGGUGGUUUGGGUGUGUUACUAGCUGGAGCAGAUGGCCAGGCACUAGGUGGUGGUGUGGCAGGAGUUCUUACUGCUGCAUCGGCUGUACAGGUUAUUGUAGGCACUUUUGGUAUGCAAGGGCAAAAGCAGUUGAAAUUGGAUAAUUCUGAUGGUUUUGGCGUGCCAUCCUUGGUGCAUCCCCCUGGAUCAACAGCGGCUAAAAGUCCCUCGUCAUUUGGAACUGUAAGCGAGUCCAGUGGUGAGCCUGUGAGUCCUCAUAAUCAGCUUGGUGAAACUUCAACUAUUAGCACUCCCGUGGUUGCUAAUAACUUGCCCUGGUAAAUGAUAGGAGUGAUGACUUACCUCAUUUCAAUGAUUAUCAUAUCGACAACUUGUGUUGAUAUUCCCUCCAUCCCUUGUUAGAGAAGCCAACCUUUAUGUGUUGGUUUAGAUUUUCAUUCUAGUUUGAUUUUAUUAUAUAAGCACCGCGUUGUGUAAACAUUAAACGGAUCAGUUUGAAUUUUGUAUUUGGAAAUUGUCGAGUUCUAUUUCUCGAUGAAGCAGAAAAUUUGAAGUUAUAUAAAACUCCUAGAUUUGCUA